UUGGGGGCAGGGCUUCCAGGAGCACUCUCCGGAAGCGCCGCUUUGGUGUCCGGGAAAGGCGUUCCAUCCGUCGUCGCCGUCGCCGCUGCCGCCUGUCUGUGCCGCGUCAGUCAUGCCGAAGCACGAGUUCUCCGUGGACAUGACGUGUGGGGGCUGUGCUGACGCUGUCUCCCGAGUCCUCAACAAGCUGGGAGGAGUGGAGUUCAACAUUGACUUGCCCAACAAGAAGGUCUGCAUCGAGUCUGAGCACAGCUCAGACACCCUGCUGGCAACCCUCAACAAAACAGGAAAGGCUGUUUCCUACCUCGGACCCAAGUAGCCAGGACCUGGAUGAGUCCUUCUGGAUAUGAACCGAAGAGGCAGGAACCUGCCAAAUGGCUUAAGCUGGCCUGGAACUAGAGAUGCCACCUCCUUACCGCACCUCUGCACUCCCCCACACCGCCAAGUACUGGAUUUCAGUGACCUGGGAAGAAAGAACGUCUGUUGAGGAGCUGUCUGUUGAGGAGCUGCCUCCGUUAGAUUGGCCUGUGGAGUGUUUUCUUGAUUAAUGAUUGAUGUGGGAGGGCCUAGCUCACUGUGAGCAAUGUCACACCUGUAUAAGAAGAUGGUGCUACCUCUAUAAGAAGACAGACUGAGCAAGCCACAAGGAACAAACCUGUAUGCAGAGUCCUCCAUGGUCUCUGUUUUGGGCCCUGCCUCUAGGUUCUUGCCCUGCCUUCCCUCAAUGACAGAUUAUUACUUGGAAUAGUAAGAUGAAAUAAAUACUUUCCUCCAAGGCUA
Messenger RNA from Apodemus sylvaticus (European woodmouse), 780 nucleotides. It is a transcript of the gene Atox1, whose product is annotated as antioxidant 1 copper chaperone. Gene Ontology annotation, molecular function: copper chaperone activity; metal ion binding. The transcript has 4 exons. The coding region runs from base 113 to 319 and encodes 68 amino acids. The record is from RefSeq and is a predicted model, not a curated record. NCBI's taxonomy places the organism in Eukaryota, Metazoa, Chordata, Mammalia, Rodentia, Muridae. Gene Ontology annotation, cellular component: cytosol. Gene Ontology annotation, biological process: copper ion transport.